Nothobranchius furzeri (turquoise killifish) is the source of this 1826-nucleotide messenger RNA. It is a transcript of the gene slc25a15b, whose product is annotated as solute carrier family 25 member 15b. Gene Ontology annotation, cellular component: mitochondrion. Gene Ontology annotation, molecular function: L-ornithine transmembrane transporter activity. Gene Ontology annotation, biological process: mitochondrial L-ornithine transmembrane transport. Lineage: Eukaryota; Metazoa; Chordata; Actinopteri; Cyprinodontiformes; Nothobranchiidae. The record is from RefSeq and is a predicted model, not a curated record.
AGAGUGAGAGCUCUUCGCAGAAAACCUCUGGAUUGUCUUCCUCUGUUUGACAUCGUUGAUGGUCAAACCAUUCAUUUACCACAAUCGGCGAGGACAGGGACAGACAUUGGACAUAAUGAGAUAGCAUAAGAAGAGCCGAGUGUGUUUUUCGGAUGGUGGAAGCUAGCAUGCCGUGGGCUGUAGAUGCGUCACCGUUGGUUUCAUAGUGGGUCUCGUGCGAGGUUGUUGAGAGGAGAAAUCCACUUUUAUGACCAUGGCUCCCCAUCCAGUGGUCCAGGCCAUCAUUGAUCUUACAGCUGGUGCCAUAGGGGGAGCUGCAUGCGUCUUCAGCGGACAGCCCCUGGACACAGCAAAGGUGAAGAUGCAGACCUUUCCCAGGCUGUACCGAGGUUUCAUCCACUGCAUCGUGUCCACCUACAACCAAGUGGGAGUACGUGGUCUCUACCAGGGCACCACACCAGCACUGAUGGCCAACAUAGCAGAGAACUCAGUGCUCUUUAUGAGCUACGGAUUCUGUCAGCAGGUCAUCCGCUUUGCAGCUGGGCUGCACCAAGAGGCUGUGCUGAGUGACAUGCAGAAAGCUUGUGCUGGCUCUGUAGCAUCUAUCUUCUCAUCUCUGGUGCUCUGCCCCACCGAGCUGGUUAAGUGUCGACUACAGGCCAUGUAUGAGAUGGAGGCGUCAGGUAGGAUCGCAAAGAGCCAUAACUCCGUGUGGUCCGUGGUCAAAUCCAUAAUGAGGAACGAGGGGUUGCAGGGGUUCUUCCAGGGUCUGACCACAACCAUCGCCAGAGAGGUGCCAGGGUACUUCUGCUUCUUCGGGGCCUACGAGCUCAGCCGGACGGCGUUUGCAGACUACAUGAAAUGUGGCAAAGACGACAUAGGUGUGGCUCCGAUCGUGUUCAGUGGUGGUUUCGGGGGGGCGUGCCUUUGGCUUGUGGUCUAUCCCAUGGACUGUGUCAAAUCCAGGAUUCAGGUCAUGUCGAUGACGGGCAAACAGGCAGGAUUCUUUAAAACCUUCAUGACCAUCGCUCGUACUGAAGGUGUGAGGGCGCUGUACUCUGGCCUCACCCCCACCAUGGUGCGCACCUUCCCGGCUAACGGGGCUCUGUUUCUGGGCUACGAGGCCAGCAGGAAGCUCAUGAUGAAGCAGUUUGACAGCUGAACGGGUUCACGGGAAAUGCGAGUGUUUUGAGCCGCGAUGGUCUGAAUUGAACACUCCAACUGCAACACUUCUCUUUAAGAGUACAAUCAUAUAUUUAUAAAUAUAUUGCGUUUACGUCAUUUUAACGUAACUACGUUUUUAAAACUGAUUAUUGAUUAUUUCAUAAAUGUUCUACCUGCAUACAGGUUUAAGUCAGCCUCUGUUUAAAGAGCUGUCGACACUCCCAACAAGUUUUACCUCAGCGAGGUCGUGUCUGCACUUCCAGUGUUACAUCAGUGACGCCUAACUAAUCAUUUGCUGCUAGAAAUCAACACAUUUCAGGGUUACAUGUCAUUGAAUCCCAAAUAAACACUCAAAUUUUUGUUAUAGUGUGAAAAUGCAGCUAAACUAUUUUAUUCUCCUAGUUUUUCCUUUUAAAUCAUAACAUUUCCAUUGUUGCUUUUUGUCUCGUAAACAAAUACCUGAUGAAAUCUCAACUGCCUAGUUCUGUGCCAUUUUCACCCUGUGCUUCUUACAAUGGUUUCUUAUGCAUUUAUUAUUAUUGUGUUUUUGUUUGAAGACAAGGAUUUCAAUUUGUAGUUUUUAUUUUUAACAAGUGUUUGUAAAAAAAAUGUUAGUUCAUUGUCAUGUAAGCUUAAAAUAAAGACCAGUCAAGAUUUUAAAA